AUGAACAGCACCCCGAGGGAUGCCCAGGGCCCCGGACACCGCGAGUGCCUCCUGCCUUCUGUGGCCCGGACCCCCUCUGUCACCCAGGUCAUGCCAGCCAAGAAGAUAACUUUCCUCAAGCGAGGGGAUCCCCAGUUUGCUGGGGUUCGCCUGGCCGUUCACCGACGCGCCUUCAGGAGUUUCGGGGCCCUGAUGGAUGAGCUCUCUCAGCGCGUGCCGCUGUCCUUUGGGGUGCGCUCCGUCACCACACCCCGGGGCCUGCACGGCCUCAGCACCCUGGAGCAGCUGCAAGACGGCGGCUGCUACCUCUGCUCCGAUAAGAAGCCCCCCAAGACCCCCAGCGGGCCGGGCCGGCCACGGGGGAGAAGCCCUUCUCAGCAGUCACGGGAUUUUGAAGGCUGCUGCGAGGCACCUGGAACGGCUUCUUCCUGCAAAAGUCUCAGAGCCCCGAGGAGGAUAACGCUGGUUAAGAACGGCGACCCUCGAUACCAGCAGACAGUGGUGCUCAGUCACAGAAACACCAGGAACCUGACGGCCUUUCUCAGCAAAGCCUCGGAUCUGCUGCACUUUCCCGUGAAGCAGGUGUACACAACCGGUGGGAAAAAGGUGGACUCUCUGAAGGGUCUGCUACACAGCCCCUCGGUGCUGGUAUGUGCCGGUCACGAGCCCUUCAGACCUCUGGCAGUGGAAGAUGUCAGAAGAAAUGGAAGUGAACCUUUAUCUGGGCAGACUUCAAGGAGGAAAAGUGGGAGCUGGGGGCCCAAAGCCAAGCAGAGCGUGAUCCAUGCGCGGUCCAGGCCAGUCAGCAGGCCACGGCAGUUCUCCUUGCUGUCAGAGAGGUCUGGGCUCGGUGACCCCUCGGUGCCUCUGCAUCGUGCCUGCAUGUGCCCUGCUCCUGACAGGAACCCUCAGGGCACACCUGCCCAGCUCAGCCCGUUGGUAGCCGGUGAAGACAUUGAGAAGAAUGUGCGUGUGAACGAGGACGGCAGCUUGUCUGUGGAGAUGAAAGUCCGCUUCCACCUACAGGGGGAGGACCUGCUCCUGUGGUCCAGGAGGGUCGGGAGGGCCAGCAGUCUCACAGCGGUCAGUGGGGAGGGCCCCGUCCUGGAGGAGGCAGAUCCCCUCGGCUGUGUGUGGGCGGGCCCCCCUAGGGACCCCUCGGAGCCUGGGGCACAGGGACUGGGGCCCUGCGAGGCAGGAGGUGUGGGAGCCUUUGACCGAGGCCGGUGGCAGCAGGGGUCUAGAUAUGAGAUCUGGAUGAACCCCCUUUAUGCCCCCCAGGGAGAGGAGACAGCCUCUCAGAGGAGGUCCGGGCUGCCCCAGAGGUCCCACUCCAGGACCCCCAGGAGCCGAGGGGUCGCCAGCAGGAAAAGGAGCGAGGACAGUGCCAGCCCUUCCUCCAGUGACAGAGCCCCUGAAGGCUCCGAGACCAACUCUCCUUUCUGCUCCAGGUCCCUGGAGGAUGGUGUGGGCAGCUGUGGCCCACGUCUGGCCUCGGGGGCUGGUGAGGGCACAGGCGAGGGAGCAAUGCCGGGCUGCAGGGAGCACCGUGGCUGCCUGAAACCCGGGACCCGAGGCCCGGCAGACGCUUUUCCUGACUCCUCGGCAAGUGGCGGGUCUCACGAGGAGUCCAGUGAAAGGGGUGAGCUGCAGCAGGGCCGCCCCAGCAAGAAGAACUGGGCCGUGACUUCCUGGGGGGCCACCCAGGGGGGAGGCCCCGGCUCCCCCGCUGUGAGCCCCUCGUCUGUAAGGAAAGACGGCCCACGGGCAGAGAGUGGACAGGGCGCCAGAUACCCCCGGGCAGCCUCUGGGCUGCAGGAUGCAGGAGGCCACCAUCCACCUUCUGCCUGUGCCUCAGCCCCAGGCAGAAGCAGAAAGCAGCAGAGCAGAGCCGGCACCCUGUCCUUACCCAGCGUUUCUGUCCUCAGCCGGGGGUCCCAGAGGGGCCGCCCCAGGCAGCACCGCCACCCAAAGGACACCCACUGCCCACUAGGCUUGCCUGUGUCCAGGCCAGUGCCGGGGCCUCCCAGCAGAGGCAGGGCCCGUCCAGACAGCCCAGCGCCUGGCCCUUCUGAAAGCCCACACAGCCGCGGGAGCCGGGCCUCCCGGGACCCGGGGCCCUGCUUCUCCGCCUCUCUUCAUUCCUGGGACACGCGAGGGCUCAGCAGCAUUCCCAUCACCCCUGUGAGCAAUUCUGACUGUGCUUCCAAUUUCCGCCCCCCAAAUUCCCCCGCUGCUGAGACCGAAGGGGACCCUGAGUUCAGGGCGUGCUCACCAGCUCCCACACCUUCAAACACAUCUGGCUCUUUCAACUCGCAAGCUGAUGGCCUGCGUGAAAAGGCAGGGGGUGACAGUCCCAAGCCUUCCUGGCCCUUGGUCCUGCCAGUCGGGUGGCCCGAGGGAGGGAGGUCGGGAGUGCACGGGGCCAGCUGCUACUCGCAGCUGGGCGCAUCCCCGGCCCGCGGGUCCCCCGGUGGGAAGACGCAGUCGCUGCCAGACUCCCAGUCUUGGGGCGGCCGGGGCCCCUUCUCUGAGGCCUGCUUGGUGUGCGGCAGGUACUGUCCCAUGCCUCACAAGCCACGGCCCUCGGGCAAGAAGCAUCCUUUGCGUACCCUCAGCCACAGCGAGGGCACCCACAGUGCUGAUGGGGAGCCGGGCGGGGCCAAGGCAGGGGAGGAAAAGCUGGACGUGUGGUGCCCUCGGCCCCCUGGCUCUCCGGGAGGGGCCGCGGGGAGAGCAGUCAGAGCCAUGAGGAGGGGUGGCUCCCGCCGCAGUCCCAAGCUCGGGAGGGCGUUCCCGGAGAAGGUCUCGGGUGGAAGAGACCUGGAGGAGCAAAAGGAAGGCGGCUGCAGGGUGCUGGGCACCCUGCCCCGAGCCUCCCCAGGAGCCGUGGUCCGUGCAUGGCUGGGCAGCAUCUCGGAGGAGCCCGUGAAAUACGAGAUGGGGGACGAGGCUGGGCACAGCCCGGAAGGUCCCGAGGAGGAACCUGUUGACCGAUAUCCCCCAGAUGGCCUGGAGGGGUCAGUGCAGGCCAGUCAAGUGCCCCUAGAAGGGGCGGCCAGUGAGAAAGCAGAACCAGAUGCAGCCCUCCCAGUGACUGGCAGCGCUGGCCCCAGGUCAGGAGAGGGCCUGCCUCGCAGUGGGGUUUCAGAAGCCCCUACACAGGCUGGCAAAGGCAAAGGAGCGGCUGUGGACCGUGCGAUGGGCCAGUGCGUGCUUCCCAGCAGGGUCUCUUCCUCCAUACACAUCAUGAAGGCGCUGAUGGGAUCCAGGCCAGGCCGGCCCAGCAGUGUGCCCGAAGUGUCCAGCUCAGUGGGCAGGAGACUCGGCCGCUCGGCCCGGGCCCUCGUCACCUGUCUCGCCAGGCUCCGCUUCUUUGAUGAUGACCUUGGGUCUCCUGCUGGCAAAGUGAGGUUCACAGACUCUCCUCGGUACCAGGAGCUCCUGAGCACCUUGCAGGCCCUGUGGCCGGGAAGUGGCCUUGGGCACAGAGAGCUGGACUUGGGCCUCCAGGAGCUAGGCUGGGGCCAGGCCCUGCCGGCCCUUGGGUCCCACGCUCCAGCUGAGGACUUCACGCCAACAUCCUCCUCUGGUGUGGAUGUUGGCAGUGGUUCUGGAGGCUCGGGGGAGGGCCACGGGCCCUGCACCGUGGACUGCGCCCUGGUCCCUGAGAGGAUGGGGCUGCCCUCAAGCAUCCCCUGCCAGAGGCCUGAUUCCAGAAUCUCAGGGAACCCAGAGGAUCCGGGAAACCAACAGCCGAGUGGUUCUGAGGCUGGUGGUGCCUCCAGCGAGGACAGGGCCGAAAGAAACAGUGGGGAGCAGAUGUUGGGCAGUGGCCUGGACCAAGGUGUUAAAAACACGAUGCAAGAACAGGGGGGACCAUUAGAGGAAAUAAAAGAGGAAAAAGAAAGAGCAGAACUGCAAGAAGAGGGUGUUAAAGGGUUUCCCGAAGAGGAAGGAAUCACAGGACGAGAAUCGUCAGGGGCGGGCUCUCGGGAUGGGGCAGGUGCCAGGGAAGACAAGAGCCUGCAGGAAGAGCAGGGAGACCCCACCUCGGCCACGCUGAGCCCCCCAGGGAAGAGAGGGAGCCCGACAGAGCGCCCUAGGAGCCUCAGGGAGAGCGACCCAGAUGCCAGCGGGAGUCAAGGUGGCUCCAACGCUGAGCCUUCUUUGGAGAAGUUGUCCACAGCAGCUGAGACAGGCUGUGGGCAAACCCAGGCCAAGCUCACCCAGGGGGCGGGGGAGAGGGGCACUUCCACAGCCCGCAGAGGGCCUCUGGACCCUGAGCCCCUCUGGGUGUCCACGUUGCUGAAGAAGCUGGAGAAGGCCUUCAUGGCCCACCUCGCCACCGCCACGGCCCGGCUCCAAGCCCGCUGGGGCCUGGAGAGCAGCGACCCGCUGGACCAGAUGGUGGCCGAGCUGCAGCAGGACGUGGGCCGGCGGCUCCGGGACCACAUCGAGAAGGAGCUCCGCAAGGUGAAGAGCCGGGCGGGGGGCACGGCGCCGGGGCCGCCCAGGGAAGCCCGCCGCUGGGAGACGCCCCUGCAGACCAAGCGGUACAGGCAGCACCUCCAGGGCCUGAGUGGCCUCUCAGCUUCCUCUGAGCACACGCAGGGCCGGGGGCCGCCCUCCUUCUCCCUGGAGGACGUGCCAACCUUCAGAGGAGCCCUGGGGACCCGGCUCGGGGAGCAGGUUGAGGAGGAGGGGUUCUGCCCCUGUGAGGCCUGCAUGAGGAAGAAAGCGGCCCCUGCAUCCCCGCGGGACGCAGUGCGGGCGGCCAGUGCACCCGUCAGAGAGGCCUUUGACCUGCAGCAAAUUCUGCAGAAGAAGGAAGGAAGAUGUGCGGACGGGGAGACAGCAGAGGCGGCCCCUGCAAAGGGGGGCAUGGAGCCCCUCGAGAGGGACCCCUCGGGGACGGACCCUGUCCGGGGAGCUGACGGAGGCCCUGAGCUGGGAUCAGGCCAGGGCCCCGGGUUGGAGGUGGGGCAUGAGACCCUCAGCAGAGAUGAAGCCCCCCGGGGGGCAGAGGAGGGGGCAACUGCUGAGAAGAGAGAAAGGAAAACAGACCCCUUUGUAGGCAGCUACCCGGACGGGGUGGGGCGGGGGAAUCAGGGUGUGGGCAGGGAGGAAGGAGACCCGGAGGUGGGCUCUGGGGCUGAGGACACUGGGGCGGGUGAAGCCCCGGGAGGAGGUGACCCAAGUCCAGGAGGACAGAACGCUGGUGCCGAAAGUGCAGAGGCCCAGGGAGCUGACGGGGAGCAACGGGCAGAGUCAGGAGGAGGAGAUGGUAAGAGAGAAGCGCGCCCUCAGCUUGGCCUCAGACACCGCCAGUCGCGUGAGGCUUCUAGAAACUGCAGCCCAGACCAGGAGGGCAGGCCCACGCCGUCCCUGGCCCCAGGUGCAGACUCCUCCCGCCACAGGUCAGGCCUGAAAUCAGGCCUCUCGUCCUCCAGCGCAUCAUCUCUGGGGAACUGCUCUCAGCUCUCUCAGCAAAGCUCCGAAGAUGAGCCUUCAGACAGACACACGAGGAGCCUUGAAGACGAGGCCAAGGGCGUCCCUGAUCCAGAGACAAAAGUCACAGGCACGUGUCCAGAAAGCUCCCUUUCUGAGCAAGACGGGGACCCCUCAGGCUCGAGGAUGCCAGAGCGAGGAACAGAUGAAGGUCUGACUCCAGAGCAGGGGACAGAGGGAGGCUCUGACUUAGAAGCUGAGAACGUAGUGAAAAGUCUCGCUUCCACAGAAGUGAUGCUUAAAAACCUCCCCAUGGACAGGACAGAUGGCUUUGGCCAAGACGACUUAGAUUUCUAA
Lipotes vexillifer (Yangtze River dolphin) is the source of this 5808-nucleotide messenger RNA. RefSeq names its product RP1 like 1 (gene RP1L1). The transcript is spliced from 3 exons. Gene Ontology annotation, cellular component: axoneme. The coding region runs from base 1 to 5808 and encodes 1935 amino acids. The record is from RefSeq and is a predicted model, not a curated record. Lineage: Eukaryota; Metazoa; Chordata; Mammalia; Artiodactyla; Lipotidae. Gene Ontology annotation, biological process: axoneme assembly; intracellular signal transduction; photoreceptor cell development.